GACCGUUUCCCUGGUCCCCUCUCCUAGCUAAACUCCGUUCCGCGUUCACCGAUCGCGACCGUUUCGUUCACCGAGGAGGUUUUCACCCGACCAGGCGGCCACUUCUUUGAAUGACAGGAAAUGCUUAAUCCCUCGCAGCUACACUGUCACAUCCAAACAAGCAGGACCAAGCGCACACGGCCGGUUGCAGCGAACUACAUGAGGACACCGCCGCGACGUGUCACCUUGAAUUCCGCCUGCUCGGAACGGUUCGAACGGUCGCGGCUAACGCAAAGCUAACGACAACACACGCCUCAUUUAAACUGGCUGUCAUCGGGGGGGGCUGCUUGGUUUUCACAUGUCCUCAUGUCACCGCACUUGUUAGCAGCUGCACGGUGUUUUAACGCGGAUUUUUAAAAAUGGGAGUAGUUCUUCGGAACCUCCAAAAGGUGGUGUCUCUCCGCCGCGCCAGGCUGCGCAGGGAUGUGGACACACUGAGGCACAUCCUGGGCGUCCAGAAGUUUGAUGUGGGCAUCGUCUGCGUGGAUAACCACAGGAUCCAGCAAAUCAAUCACAUCUACAGGAAGAAAAACGUCCCCACGGAUGUCCUCUCGUUCCCGUUCUACGAGGACCUGCGACCUGGUAAACUGCCCUGUCCUGUUAGCAGAGAUGAGCUGAACCUGGGGGACAUUUUCCUGGGGGUCGAGUUUGUGAUGAAGCAGUGUCAGGAGGAGUCUCUGGAUCUUCACGAUGCUCUCACUGUUGUCACUGCACAUGGUAUCUGUCACCUGUUGGGCUACAGGCAUGAGACUGAGGAAGAAUGGACUGAGAUGCUGCAGAGGGAAAGCUACAUUCUCACUGAGUACAACAGACUCACAGGACGUCAUCUGCAGCCACUGAUGAAGACAUGUGAUCACUAUAGAUGACAGUGACCACCACCGACUACCUUCAGUUUAACACUCCACUUUGUGUACGAUGGUGCUUCAUGUUGCUUGUACACGGUCAUGUAACCAGAUAAGACUGUUUAAUUUACUGUCCUGACAAUCUGUUCACAACAUACAUUUGUUGCUACUGUUUCUUGAAGGACUGAAACAUGCAGCUGCUGGUUCUGUGGACAUCCCGAAACACUGGAUUUGUGUAUUGUUGAAGAGUUUUAACACAACAAAUCAAAUUAAAAAACUGUGUACUUUCACUGUAAUAUUUUAUUAAAAUCUGCUUUAGGAAGAGU
Molecule: messenger RNA, 1207 nt
Organism: Paralichthys olivaceus (Japanese flounder)
Lineage: Eukaryota; Metazoa; Chordata; Actinopteri; Pleuronectiformes; Paralichthyidae
Product: ybeY metalloendoribonuclease
Biological process (GO): rRNA processing
Molecular function (GO): metalloendopeptidase activity
Source: RefSeq, a predicted model, not a curated record